Canariomyces notabilis is the source of this 1671-nucleotide messenger RNA. RefSeq lists its product as uncharacterized. NCBI's taxonomy places the organism in Eukaryota, Fungi, Ascomycota, Sordariomycetes, Sordariales, Chaetomiaceae. The record is from RefSeq and is a predicted model, not a curated record. The coding region runs from base 1 to 1671 and encodes 556 amino acids. The transcript is spliced from 4 exons.
AUGCGCUAUGAGGACUGGGAUGUUAUCCUGUUUCCCGUGGGCCGCGACGCCGUUAUACCGUUCAAGGAGUUCAAAGUUGCCUGCCACGUGGUGCCCGACUUUGAGCUGUCCCAUAUCCAUGGCGCCGUGGGCAUGCCUAUCAUGACGUGCUUCGUGCCCAGCUUGCCGCCCGGGUCCCCUUUCCAGAUAUCUCUGCACUGCUGGCGUAUCCCGGAGAUCAGCCAGACAACUCGUGCCUACAGCAAACACACCGAACUUGUCAAGUUCGAGGCUCGAGUUAUGCUUGACGGACGGUUGGUUGCUACAACCAUUUUCGACCGUGAAGUCAACGGCCCGCAUCUGGUCACCCACACUUUCGAGCUUACGAAGACCGGCGAGCUUGAGAGGCUCCGGUUUCCCCUUUUUCGGCGCGAACUUCUCUACCAGAACUUUUGGCACCCGGGAGACGACGUUGGCCGGAUCAAGGUAAUCAUCAGCGAAGGCUUUCCGCGGGACUCGGUUUCCGUUCCGGUUGAGCGAGUUAGGAAUGUUGUGGCAUUCUCUUUCCAACAUGCUCCGCUGGAAAUCCUUGAGAGUAGUGGAAUCGCAUGGCCGAAUCCAUCCAUGUGGAACGGUCCAUCAGUGAAUCCGGCGAUGCAGGUGCCGACGUACCAGCUGGAGGCGGGCGCUGGCUCGCAUACACAUUCACCCCGCAGAGGACCGUGGUUGUCCCAAACUGUCAAGAGCCAGCGGUUUCCUGCUCCCUUCAUGGCAGGUGGCGGGUUCCAGUCUCAGGCACGCACCAGCUUCUCCGGUAAUCCAACGUUCCAACCACAGUACUACGACUGGUGCAACCCAGGUCCCCUUACUCCGUUGCCGCCCCAUGAUCUAUUCAACGACCCGGAAGCAUACCUCGAGCGGGCAGUCUCUAUGACGGGGUCCGGAACUACGAAAUCCGGGGAAGGGAAGAUAUCCUGGCCAGCAAGUUCAUAUAAAAUGAGGGAUCAAUCCAGCACCGACACCAGCAUGCCCGACUACAAUUCCUUGCAUGGCCAAGAAGCAAUGCAGAUCUCGGGAUCCAGUCUCGAGGAGGACCCCAUGACUCUCAGAGUCCCAACAAACACGCCAACAGUGGCAGCCGAGCAUGGCCUUCUGAGUACUCAGGGUACCGAAUUCCAAUUGCUCUCUGAAUCAACGGCUUUGUCUCCUGGUCUUGACUCGCCACUUACACAAUCACUUCUGAAUCAACCACUUGGGGUGCCAUUCCCACCUCACCAUUUCUCCUUUUCACUGCCAGGAUCCAAGGGUCGAACGGUAUCUUCCAACGUUAUAGGGCCCGUGCCGAACGUCGACAUGAGCAAGUUCUCACAGUAUAGACUCGGUUUAGGCAAGCCUUCUUUGUCUCCUGUCAGACCCACCCGUGUAGGAGCUUCAGAACAUCGGCAAAGCGAUUCCCCCACGCCACAGGCUACCUUCCACGAUCGCUUAGGAAACACCUUGGCCAACCCCCGUGACUCCGCCAUUACAAACACCACUUACCCCAAUGCGCUGUCUCGUUCGGAGGCGGUACCUGUAGCCACCCCGGACAAAGCGUGUUCUCAAGGCGAUGGGGAAUCGUCGCGCACCAGAACCCCUGCGUCCGGAGGAGUGAUGGAGGGCAAGGACGAGCCCCGCCGGUCAACUCCGCAGUAG